Cervus elaphus (red deer) is the source of this 644-nucleotide messenger RNA. RefSeq names its product keratin-associated protein 21-1-like. Bases 40 to 336 code for a protein of 98 amino acids. The transcript has a single exon. NCBI's taxonomy places the organism in Eukaryota, Metazoa, Chordata, Mammalia, Artiodactyla, Cervidae. The record is from RefSeq and is a predicted model, not a curated record.
UCCUCUCACAGUCCACCUGAAUCCUCUUCCCUUGACAACAUGUGUUGUAACUACUAUGGCAACUCCUGUGGCUAUGGCUGUGGAAACAGCUAUAGCUGUGGACUCAGCCCCUACUAUGGCUGUGGAUAUGGAGCUAGAUAUGGCUGUGGAUAUGGAGCUAGAUAUGGCUGUGGAUACGGCUCAGGAUAUGGCUGUGGCUAUGGAACAGGAUAUGGCUGUGGAUUUAGCCCCUAUUAUGGCUGUGGUUAUGGAACCGGAUAUGGCUGUGGAUAUGGCUCUGGCUCUAGCAGCUACUGGCCAGUUUGCUACAGGAGAUAUUAUUCUUCUUGCUGCUAGAACAUCACCAUCUUAGCCUAAUUUGCUUCUGAAAUGAGGAAUCUAAAGAUAAUACUGCUUCGAGGAUCUGUACCCAUGAUUUGCACUUGCAAGAAAUUGCAUUUCUGACAGAGGCUUUGACCUCCGACUAUCCAUUUUUCGAUUGACGUCCUUGAGGUCUGAAGUUCAGUGGUGAUAUCAUCUGACUCUUCCAAAUGUUAGCCUCUACUACCUUAAUCUCUGAGUCUCUGUUAUGACUAUGUUAAUGACCCUAAUAUUCUAUAGCAUGGAUAACCCCUCAUUCUCAAUAAAAAUGGCUCAUUGCUUCU